Messenger RNA from Dothidotthia symphoricarpi CBS 119687, 3573 nucleotides. RefSeq lists its product as uncharacterized. Gene Ontology annotation, biological process: regulation of ribosomal protein gene transcription by RNA polymerase II. The transcript has a single exon. Gene Ontology annotation, molecular function: DNA-binding transcription factor activity; sequence-specific DNA binding; actin binding. Gene Ontology annotation, cellular component: nucleus. Lineage: Eukaryota; Fungi; Ascomycota; Dothideomycetes; Pleosporales; Dothidotthiaceae. Bases 1 to 3573 code for a protein of 1190 amino acids. The record is from RefSeq and is a predicted model, not a curated record.
AUGGCCAGUGUAGCUUCUCGCGACCCUCGUCCCGCCGUCUUCCACGAUGUCGACGCUCCUGCCGCGAGCCAUGACGCCUUCGCACCAAGCGCGCCUCCCGACAUGGAAGUCGCGACCGCCGCCGCUCCGCAUGCGCAAAUGCCGCCCGCCGCUGCCCACCUCGCCGCCGCCGACGCAGCCCUGAAGCUGGACACGCCCAUGGACGACCCGCACGACGCCCUGCCGGCGCUGGCUGCCCCGAUCGCGUUCCCGCCGCCGCUGCACGGCUUCGGCGACCUGCUGCCCAUGGACGUCGACUUCCCGCCGCCCAACGAGGAGCGCCUCACGGCCUUUGCGCGCCUGCGCUUCGACGACGGCUCCUACUACAUGCACACGUACCAGAUCAUCCUGGGCCGCGACAUCACCCUCGCCCACAAGGACAUGAAGCGCCUGGUCCGCGUCGACCAGCUCAAGGCCGACGGCCAGCCCCAGGCCGCCGAGGAGCUGCUGCACGGCCGCAAGAGGAAGCGCGCCCGCCGCGGCGCCCGCAGCGUCAUCAGCGAAAAGGGCGGCAUCGUCAGCGCCCCCAUCGACGCCAUGCCCAAGGCCUACCAGCAGCGCCGCCAGAGCAACGCCUCGCAGUCGCUCAGCUCCGCCUCCCACCCCACGGCCGACUCGGGCGAGGAGAAGCCGCCCGACAGCGCGCCCCAGGACCUCAUCAUGCAGGCCUUCCCCGAGGUCCCCGCCCAGUUCGACGGCCACGUGCCCGAGGACCCCAACGACUGCCCCCUCGUGCCCAUCCACCCCCAGAAUAUCACCUCCAAGACGGGCAAGGCCGGCCCCAAGGGCAUCUCGCGCGAGCACGCCAGGAUCUUCUACGACUUCGACGAGGGCCAGUUCUGCAUCGAGGUGCUGGGGUCGAAUGGCCUGCACCAUGAGGGCGACUUCUACCCCCAAGGCGAGGUCCUGCCCCUGGACCACGGCGACCACCUCACCAUCGGCGCCGUCAACAUGCAGUUCUAUCUCCCCGACGUCGCCCUGACAGAGGAACAGCGCCAUCGCCAGGAGUCUGGUUCGCGCCCCAUGAGUUUCUCGUUUGAGAAUGGCCACGGCGAGCUGCAGAGCGAGGAGCAGAUGAGCUCUGAGAGUGAAGGUGGACUCAGCAUCAAUCCACGCCACAUGUAUCACGUGCCCAUUGACAGUGACAUGGAAUCCGAGGACGCAGACGACGACGACGAUGAUGACAUGGACGAGUAUGAAGAGCCCGCCCCACGCGCACGACCGAAGCAGAGCCUCAAGAUCAAGCUCAAGACUUCUCUUCCGCCUCCGCCGCUGAAAGUCGCCAAGAAGCCGCUCAAGCGCAAGUACAGAGAGCCCACGCCAGAGGAGCCGCCCGCGAAGAAGGUCAAACAGAAGUUCAAGCCGACGUUCAAGCCAAAGUUCCAAACGGCUGGUAGGGAUCCGGUCCGCGAGUCGAAGACGUCCAAGGAGCCAAAGGUUUCGAGAGAGCUCAAGGAGUCGAAGGAGACGAAGGAUCUCGAGAAGUCCAAAGAGGCCAAGGAGCUCAAGGAAAUCAAGGAGCCCAAGGAAAAGAGCAAGGCGUCCACGAAAGCACCUGCAAAGGCACCCUCGAAGACGCCAGUUCCUGACGAGGUGGCUGUGGAAGAGUCUGUGACAGCCAUACCCACCAUAGAGGUCCCCGUCAAGGAAAAGGUCGAGGCAACCAAGUCUGUCCCGACCGACAGUCCGCCUCUCUUGCGCAAGCCGUUUGAAGGGGAGAUCGAGGCCGGUGGCGAGAUCGAAGGCCUGAUCACCGAGGAGAUGGCCAGACAGCACAAUCUUCCAUCCAGCCUCAUUGGUCACGUUGUUGAAAAGCGCAAGGGCCCUGGUAGACCACCAAAGGACGGCAUCAUGUCCAAGCGGCAGAGGUCUCAGCUCAUCAAGCAGGCCAAGGAGAUUGAGAAGGCUAAAGCGGCUGGCAUUGAUCCUGCUGAUAUCCCUGCGCCAACGAUGAAACCCAAGGUCAUGAAGCGCAAGGAGUCUAACGCUGCUGACGGCGACGAUGAUGAUGCUCGAGACACCACUGAGAAGGGCGACGGCACCAUGUCUGGCGACAAGAAACUAGCCAAGCCUGUUAGACCUCCACGUACGCCCUCCCCUGAGAUGCGCAUGGAAGACUACACAGAAGAACAACUGCAACGCCCGUCAGCAAACUACGUCGUCCUCAUCCACGAGGCCAUCACAUCCGCCCCUAACGGCCAGAUGAAUCUUCAGCAGAUCUACAACUACAUCGAGAAGAAGUACCCAUGGUACAAGUUCAAGACGACGACUAGUGGCUGGCAGUCGAGUGUGCGACAUAAUCUCGGUCAACACGACGCUUUCAUGAAAGGAGACAAAGAAGGCAAAGGGUUCAAUUGGAGAAUUAACCCGGACGUGUCAAUCGAGAAAGAGCGCAGGAAGAGGCAGGUUAGUCCCCCGGUCAAUCCAGCGCGAGGGCAGACGUACUAUCCGCCAAAUGGUUAUCCGCCUUACGGUCAACCCGGCUAUCCGCCUUACCAUCCGGGCAUGCCUGCUCAUGCCAUGCCGCAAGCUGCUCCAAGACUGCCGCCAAGUCUGGUCAACUCGCAGCCUCGUCUUCCACCCAGCAUGGCGCGAGAUGCAAAUGCUACUGCGCCUGCAGCACCGCAGAGCGCGCCUCGUCCAUCGCCAUAUGCUUCACCCUGGGCUGGUGGAAACGCAGCUGGUAGUCCCACUGCUCCCAACCCACCACACCCCUAUCCACAACCUGGGGCCCAGCCACCGUCAGCCAGCGCGGCGCCUACACCCAACGGCCCGUACGGCGUGCUGUAUCCAACAAGUGCACCACCACAACACAGUACUCACAGCUCGGCAAGUCCAUAUGGCAGCCAGUACGCGACGACGAACGCGAGCCCCUACGCUCAACCUCCGCCCCGACCCUACGCCCCCUACGCCCCACCCGGCCAACAAUCAACAGGCCCGCACUCGCAGUACCCAGCCCCCUACCCCGCACAGCAGCCCUACGCGCCACCCAACCCCAUCUCACCCGACCAAUUCGACCUCCACCCCUCGGGCCGCUACCCGCGCAACUGCAGCCCGGACCUGAUCCGCCAACUCGAAGCUUUCAGGGGCGUCUACCUCAAAACGCGCAUCGAAGAAGGCGAGCCCACGAAAGUCGACAACGCAAUCCGCGCCUACGUAGACCAAACCGUCCCCGAAGCAAGCCUCACGGAUUCGGAAAAGGCGCUCCUCAGAGCUAUCAAGAGUAUCGAGGGCAUUGAUAAACUGCGCCCCGUCGCCGUGGUCGUCGUGCAGAAGAGCGCACCCCCUGCUACACCCGCGACGAGCACGAGUGCCGCGGAGCUGGUCGCUGGCGCUGCCGCGAAUACGGUUGGUGAGUCGCAGAUGCAGUUGCAGGGGAAGCGCGAGACGCCCGCUGCGGGCGCGGAGCCGCAUAGGUUCACGCCCCGUAUGACGGGCCAGCAUAGUCCGAGUGUUGAGCCGCUUACGCCUGCGUCGGGUUCGCCGCUGAAUGGCGCAAGGCCGCUGCCUGAUGCUGGGAAUAAAGCGGCGUAG